Messenger RNA from Gossypium raimondii (Peruvian cotton), 1414 nucleotides. RefSeq lists its product as uncharacterized. Bases 613 to 1281 code for a protein of 222 amino acids. The record is from RefSeq and is a predicted model, not a curated record. The transcript is spliced from 4 exons. Lineage: Eukaryota; Viridiplantae; Streptophyta; Magnoliopsida; Malvales; Malvaceae.
CAUCAUCAAACAGGACUUUGUUAGUGAACUUAUUCCUCUUAACAGCAAUUGCAUUAUGAAAAAGACCAGGUACUUUGGUUCCCGUCCCUAAGCCAAAGAACUUUAGCUUUUUGCCGAAAGAACCCUUCCUUAGCGUCCUUCAGGUUUUUUAGUUCAACUUGUACUUGCCCAAUAUCCCCACAAAUAGCUUCCUCACUCAACUCAGCUAACUGCAAUAUUUCUAAUUCAACUUGCUUCUCUUUCACCCAACAAGAAAUAUUACCAAAAGCUUUAGAACUUAUAGCUCCUAAAAGCUUCUUUAACCUUUUCAACUUGAUGAAAAGACGACGCAACAUAGGAUCACCAGUGACUCUUUCCUGCCAAGAAUCAACAACAAUCUUCAAAAUAUUACUAUGUUUAGCUCAAAAGUUAAAAGACUUAGGAGGAGAAUGAACAGGCUUGUCCAACCAAACUACUGAGGGGCAAUGAAACAAACAAACAAACAAAUUUUGCUCCUGGAACCGGGCCGGACCAAUGUGCACAGCGACCCAAUUUUAGACCCCUAUAUAAACAAACAAAUUCAAACGCUGCAGUUUAGAAGAUACUUAGAACAUUAGGACUUUCCAAUAGGCGAUGAUGGCGCUUUCCUCUGCGUUUCGAGAAAGACUAGAACACAUGGAACAUUCUAGAAACCAACGUCUAAUGCUCCUCCUGGCGGAGAAAGAGCUGCAAGCGCACAAAUCUCAGGUUUUGGAAUCGAAGCUGGCUCGUAUUGGUUCCAUGGAACGAAGUUGCUUGUUUCUUGAUCAAAAGAUCGCAUCACAAAACUUUAGAAUCUCUGCUCUCAAAUCUGAAAUCGAAAAUCUCGACACCAAAUAUGAUUCUAGUUCUCGAAAAUUGAAGGCUGUGAAAAGUGAGAUUGAGGAGCUUGAAGAGGUGGAGAAGGAGAGAGAUAAGUUUUACGAAUUGAAAAUUUCAGAAAUGAAUGAGUUUAGAGAGAAUGUGAAGAGGUUUUUGACGGAAACUCGAACUCGAGUGCAAGAAUUGAGGAACAGUGUAAACGAGCUGAAGUCAACUUUUAUGGAACUUCCAGGCAACAAUGGUUAUAUGAGUAGUUCUGAGAUAGCUGAGGCAGAGAUGAAAAGGGCUGAACUGUUGGCUAUGAAAGAGAGUUUAACAAAAACCUUAGCUUCAAAUCACCAAAGAAGAGCAGAGUUGCAAAAGCAGGUUGAGAAUAUGCUGGUUGCACGAAGUCCAGAGAGAUGGAAACCAAUCCAGUCUGGCAAUAGCAAAGGUGUCUGAUAACAAUAUAGCAGAUUCAUGAGAAUGAGUCAUGUUGUCGAAUCAAAUUUCUACCAUAAUUCCGGGUCAGUUUUUGAGUUCUCAUGCAAUAGGAUUGAAUUCAUUGUUGUUUUUGGUAGUAAUGAACUGUAAC